Messenger RNA from Betta splendens (Siamese fighting fish), 1486 nucleotides. It is a transcript of the gene uqcc1, whose product is annotated as ubiquinol-cytochrome-c reductase complex assembly factor 1. The coding region runs from base 137 to 994 and encodes 285 amino acids. Gene Ontology annotation, biological process: mitochondrial respiratory chain complex III assembly. The transcript has 9 exons. Gene Ontology annotation, cellular component: mitochondrion. NCBI's taxonomy places the organism in Eukaryota, Metazoa, Chordata, Actinopteri, Anabantiformes, Osphronemidae. The record is from RefSeq and is a predicted model, not a curated record.
UGUCCGGACCGCGUUGUGCGUCGGACUGAUUCCGUUGACAUUGCUAAAGAGGAGUUACCAAACCCGAGGCUUCCAGCGCAGGGAGCUGCGGUUCGGUGGCAGCCCGCUCUCAGCUCCCGGUUCGUAACGUGGAGUCAUGUAUCGCCGACCGCUGCAGUCCGUCGUCAGAAACGUUAUUAACGCGACGGCGCCCAGAGCCGCAAAACAGGCGCUAAAUCAAGGAGCCUGCUUUGCCAGAGCUUUAGCUGCUUUUCAGCAGCCCAGAGUCUCCUCUCCCCCCAGUGUAACACCAUGCCGUACCCUGCACAUCGCUGCACAGCUGCGCAGCGUGAAGGAGACGCCCCAGCACAGCGAGGAGGAAGUCGGAGCCUUCACAAAGCUUAUUGAGGCCAUGGGCUUCACUGGGCCUCUCAAAUACAACAAAUGGAAAAUCAAGAUCGCUGCCUUGCGCAUGUACACGUGCUGUGUAGAGAGAAUCAAUUACGACGAGUUCUUUGAAAGAUGCUCCCUCCCUGACACACUCAACUCUUGGUUCCUAAUAGCCCAGCUGCAUGUGUGGAUGUGUCUGGUGCGCAUGCGUCAGGAGGGCCGAGCAGGAAAGUACAUGUGCCGUUACAUUGUGCACUCGAUGUGGGAGGAUGUGGAUCAGAGGAGCAAAAUCAUGGGGAUUGAUGCCACCCAAAGGAAGGAAUCGAUAAAAGUGAUGAUAGAGACCUUCUAUGCUGCCAUAUUUGGAUACGAUGAGGGACUCCUGUCUGAUGACUCUGUACUGGCUGCAGCUCUGUGGAGGAACCUGUUCAGCUGUCAGUGUGAGGAGCCUGCACAGCUGGAGCUCCUGGUGGAAUACGUGCGCAAGCAGAUGCAGUACAUCGACGCUCUGGACGGGGAGGACCUGCUGCUGACGGGGGAGGUGAAGUGGCGCCCUCUGGUGGAGGAGAACCCUCAGAGCAUCGUGAAGGUGGUCACGCCUACCUACAACGACGCGGGGCUGUGACUCCGACUGCACCGCUUCUCUUCUGACUCACAUUUUGAAUAUGUCAUGUGUUCUGUUGCUCGUUCUCCCCGUGGUUCUCCCUCUGUCGUCCUUCAAGUUGUUACCUGAGCGCUUUGUGCAGGUGCGUCUGUCAGAUCUGUAAGUAAACUAGUGCACAACCUACAGAAGUCUAUGCACCGUGGUCGCGUCUCCUGCUUCCUGUCACAGCCUGAGCAAACAAGACUCUGUUAUAUUUUUCUAGUUUUUCCAUGAAUGCCGCUGUAUUUCUAGAGUAUUUCCUACCUCCCUGUUUACACUUCCUGCUCCUGCAGAGGCCUCCUGCAGUUGGAAACACACAUAAUGGCUGUAGAAGCAGAUGCGGGGCCUCAGGCCGGUGAAGCUCUGCAGGCUGAGCGACUUGUGCAUGCUCUGACCUGAACAGGAAGCUGAGCCCUCAAUGACCCAAACAUCACUGUAUCCAAGAAGUGAAUGAAUAAAAUGUUCUCUGGCUGA